This is a messenger RNA of Phlebotomus argentipes, 706 nucleotides long. RefSeq lists its product as uncharacterized. The transcript is spliced from 4 exons. NCBI's taxonomy places the organism in Eukaryota, Metazoa, Arthropoda, Insecta, Diptera, Psychodidae. Bases 159 to 554 code for a protein of 131 amino acids. The record is from RefSeq and is a predicted model, not a curated record.
UUUUUUCCACUCUCUGGAUGGUGUGCGAUUCUAUAAAGCAGCUUCCAAGUUGCCGAACAUCUUCAGUGUCCACUUGACUAAGCUGAAGAGAGGCUGCGCUUUGGAAGGUGCAUCCAUCAUUGUAAGUCUGUGAUAAACAAGGUGAAAGAGUCACGAAAAUGAAGCGAGUUGCGGUGUUGUGCUGUGCUGUGGUUUUAAUUGUGUUACUGGUGCAAAGUGAAGCUGUGCCGGCGUAUCAAGUUUUGCCACCACGAGAAGGAUUCGUUCCUGUGUACAUUCGCUAUGGCGAAACGCCACUGGAUGAAAUUAAUCCCGGUCUGGCAGAUGCUUUUCAUGAAUAUGGAAUCAGCGCCCGAAAGAUCAAAUCCGCAUUGGAUGAUGAAAUGAUGGGCGAUCAGCCGGUGCAGGAUAAUACAAGUGAGGAGUCUAAUGACACAUCUGAAGAGCACGCUAAAGCUUCUACCGCAUCGCCACCAGCUGGAGGAGAAGUUGUGGACGAGGUUAAGCCCGAGACUGUACAGAAUACAUUGGAUGACCUGACUAACAAGGUUUAGCUGAAGAGACACAGAGUUGUGCGAUGCAGGGAACUAACUAGGAGAGUUUACAGAAUAUGUGUAAUUGAAUCUCACACAAAGAGAUUAACUUCACAACUGUAGUUUAAUUGAAUUUUUUAAUUAUAAACUAGUGAACAAAAUACUUUCUAAUA